Messenger RNA from Paramuricea clavata, 348 nucleotides. The record is from the annotation of a GenBank genome assembly. Lineage: Eukaryota; Metazoa; Cnidaria; Anthozoa; Malacalcyonacea; Plexauridae.
AUGGCAGAAGACACUUCGGAUAUGGAGAAAAAACUACUUAUAGAAGAAGAACAACAUCAGAGUGACGAAGACCUGUCUACGAACGAACGAUUUAUGCAGUUGUUAUCCAAAAUGAAUGAUAAUAUUUGUGCACUAGGCGUAUCGCUAAAUAAACGAAAACAUGAGAGCUUUGUCUCUGAUCAACCAAGUACAAACACGGCAGUAUCUGCCAAAAAAGCUAAAAUUCGCUCACUGUCUGAGUCUGUAUCAGACAACGAAUCGGACAGUGAAGCAUUGCUGGGAGACGCGGAGCAGGGACGACAUCACAAUGCCAAUGAUGAGAACAACUCGAACGAGGACGAACAAUAA